UACUACAUAUAGGACACCACCAUGCAAAAAAACUUUCUUCCCAUCCUGUGCCCUGCGUAAAGAAAACACAAACCAUUUAACUUUAACCAGUGUAUAAGUUAUUGAAUAGACUGCAACAUUAUGCGACUGUGACUAUGGACUCCAAAAGACACCAGAUUAAAGACAUUCCACGCAUCUGGGCUAGGAAGAUAAUAACAAUUGUUUUUGCGUUUGACAUUGACAAAGAUGGAGUGGAGACAUAUGAAGACGUCAUGAAAAUAGCGGAUCGCAUUAUAAAAUCAGCAAAUCUGAAAGACCCUGCAUCGAGUAAAGUUGUACAAUUCAUCAGAGAUUUUUAUUCUGGCAUGGGAGAUGUGCUACCUGGUUACUGGUCAAAACCAUGGCAUGAACAAGUUGUUGACUCUUGGACAGCUGUAAAAAGUCAAAAAAAUAAAAAGAAUUUGGAAAAAUUCCAUGUCAAAAUGUUUGAGGCUAUAGACCUUGAUCCAGGUCUAGCAAGGCUACAGUUUGACUACAUGGAUACUGACCAUGAUGGGAAGAUUUCUCAGAAGAAAUACGCAGAUGCAGCUCUUGAUUAUAAUCUAAAUUACACAGACGAGGACACAAAUAAUCGUCUUUUCGGACCUCUGAUUGACUUUUAA
Owenia fusiformis is the source of this 641-nucleotide messenger RNA. NCBI's taxonomy places the organism in Eukaryota, Metazoa, Annelida, Polychaeta, Sabellida, Oweniidae. The record is from the annotation of a GenBank genome assembly.